GGAUGAUGAAACAAAGUGUACACGUGUGGAAACCUAAACCUUGAGGGUGCACGUUUCCUUAAUUUGUUCCUCCUCGUACCCUAUUUCACAAGUCACACCUCUUCUUGAGUGUUUUCCUCUUCAAUUCUUCUUCUUUCUUGAUUAUUUUUCUCUCUUUUUAAGAAUUCGGAUGAACCCUUUUUCGUGUGGUUGAAAGGGUUUUGUUUUUAUAACAGAUAAUUGCAUUACAAAUCUCAUAGGUUAAGAUACAUGAAGGAUAUUAUGGCCACCAUGGAGGUAAAAGGCAUAAAUUGGGUUGGAAACAUGUACCAGAAAUUUGAAAAUAUGUGCCUAGAUGCAGAAGAUCUGAUGUAUGAGGAUACAGUUGAAUAUAUUGAGAAUCAGGUGCAGAAUGUUGGAGAAAGUGUGAAAAAGUUAUAUUCUGAUAUCAUGAAAGAUUUGAUUCCUACACUUUCAUGUAUUUUGGAUGAAAGUGACGAUGACUCUGAAUUGCCGAUAGAUCAACAGACCGAUGCUAGGUUUGGUAAGAAGCAAGUCCAAAAUUUCAUGGAAAGAUAUGCAAAAGCUAAUACCAAACAAACAGCCGAGCGUCGGAGAAUCGGUCUUAAUAUUGAUAAAGAUGGCAUACAUGCUGCAGCAUAUGAUGGAACUGGUAAGACCGGUGCUUUGUUUACGUCGUCUCCGAGGAAGCCUGUCAAAAAAAGCAAUAUUGUUUCGCGUUCAAGACAACACAUUGGGAGCAUGGAUGUUAAACCAAAUCAAGGCAUUGAUGUGAACAGAGUAAAUGAAAAAAUGGUUGCAACCAAAAUAUUCAAUGAAAUCGCCUCGGCAGAAACAAAUACUUGUGUUCCAUCACAAUGUUGUGAGAUUUCAAAUGAGGAUCAAAAUCAUAUUGCUAGUGUUUCAAAGCCAGCUUCAGAUGAAGAAAAACAGAUAAGUACGAGUUCUUCUGAUGAUCAAAGUCCUAAAACCAUGCAAGAAGAUCUUGAGGAAACUUGUGUUAUGGUGACGAGCGACGAUCUCGAAUUAGUUCCCAAAGAAAUUGCCAAUCUGAAGGCUAACAAGAAAACAACGCGGAAAGGGUUUUCUUUAUCGAAGAAGUCGGCAAGAAAACAAGAGUAUAAGGAGCUUGCAGUAUGGCACGGGAAGAGCGGAGAUUUAAUGAAGAAGUUAGAUGAAACUUGUAAUGUGUCUGAACCUGAAUGGGAGCUUCUGUAGAUACACAACCAAUCCUACAAACUUGAUUUCCACUCCAAAAGUCUUUAUGAAGGAGAUUAAUGCACCCUUGUUGCAAUUUCAGAUGUUGAGAAGAUUUAAAUUCCUAAAAUAUCUUUGUAACUUUAUUUAUUUUAGGGAAAUAAUGAACACUUCCUAUUUGCAUAUCAUGAAUUACAUUUCCAUUCUCAAUUGUAUGUAUAUGUCCAUUCUGAUUGAUUCAGAGUCCUCCAGAAAUUUCUUUCGUUCAGCA
This is a messenger RNA of Vicia villosa (hairy vetch), 1468 nucleotides long. RefSeq lists its product as uncharacterized. The record is from RefSeq and is a predicted model, not a curated record. NCBI's taxonomy places the organism in Eukaryota, Viridiplantae, Streptophyta, Magnoliopsida, Fabales, Fabaceae. Bases 250 to 1218 code for a protein of 322 amino acids. The transcript has 5 exons.